AUGGCACCAUCUCCAUCUGAUAUACUAGGCCUGCCAUCCUUUGACAGUACAUUCGGCGCAGCCUUCCUCGGGUUGGUAGUGGGUAACAUCUACCAUUACCUCAUCACCGAAGUGUUCAACGUCAUCGGCCUUUUGGACGCCCACUGGUCUGUACGAACAACCGUUUUGACAACGGGAAUCAUGGUGUUCAUGUCUCAGAUCUUCUAUGCUCACCGCGUAUACCAUGUCCCGGUGGGCGUGUUUAUGUGCACUGGCCUAUCAUUUGGAAUGGCUGCUGGAAUUCAGGUGUACACUGAUGUUCGCUAUGUCACCGACUUUGAACAAUUCAGCUGGCUCGUAUCCGUGGCCUAUGGAUUCGCCGUUGGGAGCGACGUCAUCCUGACCAGUGCUCUAGUACUCGUGCUUCAACGAAGUCGCACAGGGUCCAAAAGAUCUGAUACCGUCCUGGGCAUUCUCAUCAAGUAUACGAUUAACACAGGGCUCUUGACAAGCGUUGUCAGCAUCUUUGCCUUCGUAUUUACCAUCAUUCUUCCUGGUAACCUGAUCUACCCGGGCGUGAGCAUCGUCGGAGCAAAACUCUUGGCUGUGGUGAACUCCCGCAAGUCGAUCGGGGACAAGUUCUUUGACGACUUCACAACCGAAGUCGGGCCCGGGCAGAGCCACUUCGACAUUGAGUCCAUGGUCUGGAACGUGCAUCAGUCAACAACUGCUGGCACGAUGGAGUCCAUCAGCACAAAUCAAGAAAUGAGUGUGGUGGCGAAUGCUAAUGACAUUGCAACAGAAUACAAGCCGCGGCGGCCCAAUCUCACGGUGACCGUCUAG
Messenger RNA from Trametes versicolor FP-101664 SS1, 822 nucleotides. RefSeq lists its product as uncharacterized. The record is from RefSeq and is a predicted model, not a curated record. The transcript has 19 exons. Bases 1 to 822 code for a protein of 273 amino acids. NCBI's taxonomy places the organism in Eukaryota, Fungi, Basidiomycota, Agaricomycetes, Polyporales, Polyporaceae.